Messenger RNA from Lates calcarifer (barramundi perch), 10540 nucleotides. Its product is annotated as unconventional myosin-IXAa. Bases 506 to 7945 code for a protein of 2479 amino acids. Lineage: Eukaryota; Metazoa; Chordata; Actinopteri; Centropomidae. Gene Ontology annotation, molecular function: ATP binding; protein binding; microfilament motor activity. The record is from RefSeq and is a predicted model, not a curated record. Gene Ontology annotation, cellular component: myosin complex. The transcript has 45 exons. Gene Ontology annotation, biological process: intracellular signal transduction.
UCCCACCCCACGUGGACGCGCAGCGCGAGUGCACGUACGGAACGACUUGCAGCCCGAUUGUGGACGAGAAGAAAAAGGGGAGAGAGAGAGAGAGAGAGAGAGAGAGAGAGAGAGAGAGAGGGGAGCUGUGGGAGGAGGGCGACGUGACGGGAGGACUCAAAACAGAAGCUCUCAGGACUACGGCAGAAAGAGAGAGAGAGAGAGAGGGAGAGAAGAGGUGAAACAAAAAAAUACUGGAUCAUAUCUACGGCACAUUUGGAGAUUUGAGCAGCCGGAUACGUGGUGCGGACUGUUACGCACGACAGCGUUUCCCUGCGGUAGAAUCAGCCUGAGUGUUUGGACAGGAGGCGCACGGCUUGCCUGCUCUUCCUCGUCAGAAAAAGAGGGUUUAUAGCGGGGAGGUUUACGGAGCAGCGGGCUGAAGGCACAGUGGAGGAGUUGGAAUGUCCUGAGUCAGUCCUCCGGGCCCAGAGAGCGCUGUGCUGAUGGGACCUGCUGCGCCACCAUGAGCUUACAAGAUGGCUGCUGCAGCUACGUCAGCAGCGCCAACAUGGCCACCGCUAGUGGCAGCAUGCGGCGGCGCCUGGAGGACCAGGAGUUCACUCUGCGCGUCUACCCAGGCGCCCUGGCUGAGGGCACCAUCUAUUGCCCUGUCAGCGCCCGCAAGAACACCACAGCUGCUGAAGCCAUCGAGUGCCUCAUCGACCGGUUGCGCCUGGAGCGUACCAAGUGCUACGUUUUGGCUGAGGUGAAGGAGUUCGGCGGGGAGGAAUGGAUCCUAAACCCUGGCGAUUGCCCUGUCCAGCGGAUGAUGUUAUGGCCGCGAAGUGCCCUGGAGAAUCGCAGUGGUCUGGGCAGCGGCGAUGACUACCGCUUCCUCCUGCGGGAGAAGAACCUGGACGGAUCUAUUCAUUAUGGCGGCAGCCUGCAAAUGUGGCUGCGGGUGACUGAGGAGCGCAGACGAAUGGUGGAACGGGGUUUCCUCCCUCAGCCUGCAGGGAGCGACCCUCCGUCUGACCUUUGUGCUCUCCCAGAGCUAACGGAGCGCGCCCUUUUGGAAAGCCUCCGUGCACGUUUCCGCCAGGAGAAGAUCUACACUUACAUUGGGAGUAUUCUUAUUGUGAUUAACCCAUUCCAGUUCCUUCCGAUCUACAAUCCUAAAUAUGUCAAAUUGUACGACAACCACACACUGGGGAAGCUGGAGCCCCACAUUUAUGCUGUGGCAGAUGUGGCCUAUCAUGCCAUGCUACAGCGCAGAAAGAACCAGUGCAUAGUAAUUUCUGGUGAGAGUGGGUCAGGGAAGACCCAGAGCACCAACUUUCUCAUUCAUCACCUGACUGCACUCAGCCAGAAGGGGUUCGCCAGCGGGGUGGAGCAGAUCAUCCUGGGAGCUGGGCCUGUGUUAGAGGCCUUCGGGAACGCCAAGACGGCCCACAACAACAACUCCAGCCGCUUCGGCAAGUUCAUCCAGGUCAACUACCAGGAGAGUGGCACUGUCAAGGGGGCCUAUGUGGAGAAGUACCUGCUGGAGAAAUCACGUCUGGUGUACCAGGAGCACAAUGAGAGGAACUAUCAUGUGUUCUACUACCUUUUGGCCGGAGCCAGUGAAGAGGAGAGGAAGUCCUUCCACCUGCUCAAACCUGAGGAAUACCACUACCUCAACCAGAUGACAAAGAAAUCGCACAAACUCCACUGGGACAAUUACUAUGAGAGCGAGCUGCAGGACUGCUUCACAGUGGAAGGAGAGGAUCUGAAACACGACUUUGAGCGGCUGCAGCUGGCUAUGGAGAUGGUCGGCUUCCUACCCUCCACACGCAAACAGAUUUUCUCCCUGCUGUCUGCAAUCCUCCACCUGGGGAACAUCCGCUACAAGAAGAAGACCUACAGGGACGAUUCAAUCGACAUCUGCAACCCAGAGGUCCUGCCCAUUGUCUCAGAGCUGCUAGAGGUGAAAGAGGAGAUGCUGCUUGAAGCGCUGACGACCAGAAAAACUGUGACUGUUGGAGAGAGACUCAUCGUGCCCUACAAACUUGCAGAGGCGGGCACGGUGAGGGACUCCAUGGCCAAGUCGCUGUACAGUGCGCUGUUUGACUGGAUUGUGUUCAGGACCAACCAUGCCCUGCUGAACAACAAGGAUCUGGAGGACAGUUCAAAGAUCCUGUCCAUAGGAGUCCUGGACAUCUUCGGCUUUGAGGAUUAUGAGAACAACAGCUUCGAGCAGUUCUGCAUCAACUUCGCCAACGAACGACUCCAGCACUACUUCAACCAACACAUCUUUAAAUUAGAACAGGAGGAGUACAGGGCAGAGGGCAUCACCUGGCACAACAUCGACUACAUCGACAACAGCGGCUGCAUCAACCUCAUCAGCAAGAAACCCACAGCUCUGUUCCACCUGCUGGAUGAGGAGUGCAAUUUCCCCCAGGCUUCUAACCAGACCUUGCUGGACAAGUUCAAGCGUCAGCAUGAAGGAAACAGCUACAUCGAGUUCCCUGCUGUCAUGGAGCCUGCCUUCAUCAUCAGACACUACGCUGGGAAAGUCAAGUACGGAGUCAAGGACUUCAGGGAGAAGAACACUGACCACAUGCGUCCCGACAUCGUGGCCCUGCUGAAGAGCAGCAAAAACGCCUUCAUCUGCGGCCUGAUGGGAAUCGACCCCGUCGCGACUUUCCGCUGGGCUGUGCUGCGAGCUUACUUCAGAGCCCUGGUGGCUUUCAGGGAGGCCGGCCGCAGACACACCCACAAAAAAACUGGGAAUGAUGCUGCAGUUCCCUGUACUGUCGUCAAAACUGUUGACAGCUUCAGUUUCCUCCACCACCCGGUUCACCAGAGGAGCCUCGAGAUCCUUCAAAGAUGCAAAGAUGAGAAAUACAGUAUCACCAGAAAGAAUCCCCGGACUCCUUUGUCAGAUCUUCAAGGCACCAACGCCCUGAAUGAGAAAGCCAGCUGGGAUGGCUACGGCGUUGGCUGCAACGGUCGCAGCUCCAGGUCGAGUCGUCUCUCCUCGACGGGAAGUCCCGCCCUGGAAGAAGAUGGGAUCUUCCUCAACUCGACCAACAGCAAGCUCCUGGAGAGAGCUCAGGGUAUCCUAUUGAGAAACAAAAACUGCAAAAGCAAGCCGACCCUUCCCAAGCACUUGCUGGACGUGAAGUCUCUGCGCUACCUGAGCAGCGUGACGCUGCACGACCGCAUCACCAAGUCUCUGCUCCACCUGCACAAGAAGAAGAAACCGCCCAGCAUCAGCGCACAGUUUCAGGCAUCUCUCACUAAGCUGAUGGAGACUCUUGAUCAGUCGGAGCCGUAUUUCGUCAAGUGUAUUCGGUCCAAUGCUGAGAAGCUGCCGUUGCGUUUCAAUGACAGUCUGGUGCUCAGACAGCUCAGAUACACCGGUAUGCUGGAAACCGUUCGCAUCCGCCAGUCAGGAUACAGCAUCAAGUACACCUUCCAGGAAUUUGUGCGUCACUUUCAUGUGCUGCUGCCUCGGGGCACAAGCCCAACAAAGUCAGGUAUCAGGGAGUUUUUCCGACGGAUCCACCUGCCACCUGCUGGGUAUCAAGUGGGCAACACAAUGGUGUUCCUGCGGGAGGCGGAGCGUCAGCGACUUCAGACCCUCCUCCAUCAGGAAGUCCUGCGGCGAAUUGUCACACUGCAGCGCCGCUUCAGGGCCGUCCUGGAGAGGAAACACUUUGUCAACAUGAGACAAGCUGCUUCUGCCAUCCAGCGAUGGUGGCGAUGCUGCCUCCUCAAACAGUCAACCAUCGACUCGAGUAUUGAGGAGGGGGCGGCGGUUUUCCUGCAGGCAGCCUGGAGGAGCUACGUGGAGCGCAGGAGGUUCCUGCAGUGGCGGGACUCUGCCGUCGUCAUACAGAGGAGCUGGAGGAACUGCUGCCAUCGCAGAUCUUCAGCAGCUGUGACGGUUCAAACAGCCUGGAGAGGAUUCAGAGAGAGGAGCCGGUACUGUCGGACAUACAGGACUGUGGUGCAGCUGCAGGCGAUGAGCAGAGGAUACUUGGCUCGACUCAGGUUUAGAGAACUGAAGGAGCAGCAUGAAAGACAACGACUCAGCAGACAACAGAGUCCACCAGCAGAAAUGGAUGCAGGAACCAUGGAGGACCUCACCUCAUCGGGACAGGAAAGUUAUGUCCAAGACGUCUCCACAGAACUUUCUGAAGACUCUAAGCUGGCUUCAUUCGAUGUGGGAGAGACAGAGAAAGAGGAGGACUCAGAGCGAAGUAGGAGCAUAGACGAGAUGAGUCAUAGGAACCGGUCAAAACGAGAGAGCAGACGAAUGAGGGAGCUGGAGCAGGCUCAGUUCAGCUUGGAGCUUCUGAAAGUCCGGACCACCAGUGUGCAAGAAGACUCGGUUCCAGACAGCAGCUCCUCUCAGCUGGAGGAUCAUCACAGACAUUCACCCCGAGGAUCCCCAGCUAGUCAUGGAAGUUUCGAACUGCUCAAUGUGGAGGACAUGGAAACUGAAGGUUCCCAGUCAACAGCACCUCAAGAACAACCCCAAGCUCUAGAUAUUCAACCACACGAGGGACUGAGAGAUUCAAACUAUAAUGAAAAAUCUGUAACAGAGGCUCCCAGGGCAACAUUUUACAUUGCUUCUGACCAAAGUCCAGUUCAUGAACCAAAAUUCGAAAGCCCCAGCAAAUCAUACAAAGAGAGAAGGGAGUCCACGUCUCGAAGGCCGGUAGUGGUUUUAAUCAGUAUGCAGAAGGAGAGUCCUGUGGAGGAGAGGGAGCUGCUGGCAGCCCAAACCCUAGAAAAAGCUCCUCAAACAGGAGUAGCAUCAUCCAGUUCCCAAACGACCCCCAUUGUCGGCUUGGAGGUGGGAUCAGAAAUCGAGCAGGCUCAUGGGACUGCUACCCAGCCCAAAAGAGAUGUACAUGUGGUGGACAAGUCCUCUAAGGUCCCCUCUUCAACCACUCAUGGACCAAGUCCAGAAGCACCAGGGAUUUGCUCCUCAGAGGUGGACAUCCAGAUCAUCCUGGAGCCCAAGCCCGCUGUUCUCCCCAGUCAGCAGGAGAGGAAGGUGGUCCAGCCCGUCCAGGAGGCUCCCAGUCCGACACUGGACACCAAACCACCCAAGGCCCAGAAGAAGAGCUCGGCCCAGACUGUGAUUGUGAACAUGGUGGAGAAACCAUCCAGCACCAUGUUCUCCCCACCCAGACGCAAACUGCCCUUCUCCAAGUCAGAUAAGGAUUUGGUGAACCAGGAAAGAUCUCUCGCCAUGUUCAGAGACGACUCUAAAUCUGCUGGAUCCAGAAACAGAGAGCAGGUGGGCCGUCCGGGCCCCAAAAAGAAAGCUCGAAUGUCCCGGACGCGCUCUGACUUCCUCACCCGCUGUAACUCUGAGGGGGCGACCCAGUCGGAUGACGACGAUGAAUACUACAUCCCCGCCCACUCCCGCACGCUGCCCCCUUCCCUGUCUCCCCCACGCGCCCACCCCGAGGCUGACUGUCACAGUGACUCAGAGAUGCCGUCUCAUAAAGACCAGAAGAAGAUCCAUAAGACCAUGUCAUCAGGGGACCUGGGCAAAGUGGAGGUCCUCAGGAAAACGUCCAGUCAUGAUGGAAGCAGGAUGAGGGGGAAGAUGCGAUUCUGGAGUAAGACGAAGCACGGAGAGAAAAAACUGUCAAGAGAGAAGCAGGCGAGCAGGAGUGAAACUGGAGAGUCACAUGAGGGCCCAUCUCCUCCUCACAGUCCGGACCUGGAGGCGGCUCCUUCUCGGGGGGUCAGGGACAGUAAGGAGAACAAGGAGCCUUCUCCUAAAAUGCGGAGACGCCGCAGUGUGAAGAUCAGCAGCAUCGCUCUGGAGCCCGCCCAGUGGCAGAACGACGCCCUGCACAUCCUCACGUCAGCCCACGACUACCGCAGCAUGAACGACUUCCUUAUGAAGAAGAUCGCUGACCUGGAUUCUGAAGACGGUAAGAAAGACACCAUGGUGGACGUCGUCUUCAAGAAAGCGCUGAAGGAGUUCAGGAUCAACAUCUUCAACUCGUACUCCACCGCUCUGGCCAUGGAUGAUGGGAAGAGUAUCCGUUACAAGGAUCUUUACGCCUUGUUCGAACACAUCCUGGAGAAGACCAUGCGUCUGGAGCAGAGAGACUGGAGCGAGUCGCCGGUGAAGGUGUGGGUCAACACCUUUAAGGUUUUCCUGGAUGAAUUCAUGACCGAGUACAAGCCCAUGGAGGGAACCAUCGGCAGGGCUCCGAAACGUGAGCGCAAGAAGUCACGGAAGAAGGAAACUGACAUCGUGGAGGAACACAAUGGCCACAUCUUCAAGUCCACCCAGUACAGUAUCCCCACCUACUGCGAGUACUGCUCCUCCCUCAUCUGGAUGAUGGACCGAGCCUGCGUCUGCAAAUUGUGUCGCUACGCCUGCCACAGGAAGUGCUGCUCCAAGAUGACGACCAAGUGCAGUAAAAAGUACGAUCCGGAGCUGUCGUCUCGGCAGUUUGGCGUGGAGUUGUCCCGUCUGACCAGCGAGGAGCGAACGGUGCCACAGCUGGUGGAGAAGCUCAUCAACUACAUCGAGAUGCACGGCCUCUACACAGAGGGGAUCUACAGGAAGUCGGGCUCCACCAAUAAGAUCAAAGAACUCCGUCAGGGGCUGGACACAGAUGUGAACAGUGUGAAUCUGGACGACUACAACAUCCACGUCAUUGCCAGCGUUCUCAAACAGUGGCUGCGUGACCUGCCCAGCCCGCUCAUGACCUUUGAACUGUACGAGGAGUUCCUCAGGGCCAUGGGUCAGCCAGACAAGCGGGAGGUGAUCCGAGGGGUGUAUUCGGUGAUCGACCAGCUCAGCAGGACACAUCUUAGCACACUGGAGCGCCUCAUCUUCCAUCUGGUCAGGAUCGCCCUGCAGGAGGAGACUAACAGGAUGUCAGCCAACGCCCUCGCCAUCGUGUUCGCUCCCUGCAUCCUCCGCUGCCCAGAUACCAUCGACCCGCUGCAGAGCGUCCAAGACAUCAGCAAAACCACCGCGUGUGUGGAGCUUAUCAUCAACGAGCAGAUGAGAAAAUACAGAGCUCGUCUAAAGGACAUCAGCAGUCUGGAGUUUGCAGAGAGCAAAGCCAAGAGCAGACUGACCCACAUCAGGAAAUCCAUGAAACCUGUACUAAUUGCUGUUAGGUUUAUGAGCAUAACCCGCACUGCCACCCCGCCUAACACAGCUAAACUUAAGAGCAAAAGCCGCGUUCGACAGACCAGCACCCACGCGCCCUCGCCUCCUCUCAGCCCCCGAGCACCUUCUGAGGUGGACGGAGAGAGUGCAGGAGGAGGUGGUGGAGGUGGAGGAGGAGGAGGAGAGGAACCAGCAGAGGCCGGGCUGAACGAGCAGCAGCAGCUGGCGAUGCAGCAGGAGGAGCGAAUCCUCACCGAGCAGAUCGAGAGUCUGCAGAAAGAGAAGGAGGAGCUGACAUAUGAGAUGUUGAUCCUGGAGCCACGGGCGUCCGACGACGAGACUCCUGAAUCUGAGGCCUCCAUUGGGACAGCAGACAGCUCCGAGAAUAUCACCAUGGAAACCAAGGGAGCCACCUCUGACCCUUCUGAGCGCGGCACUUAUCGCUCCAGGAAGUCAGAGGCAAAAACCAGACGACCUCUGCGCCGUCAGCCAGACUCCCAGGAUUCAGCGGACUCCACCUCUACCAUCUCCUCCUCUUACUACCCGUCCUCCUCGCUCUCCUCUAAUGCGUCCGGCUCUCCAUCCCCUCACUACCGGUUCCGCUCCUCCUCCUCUGGGCCCCUGCUCACCUCCUGUGGUCUGGGUACCCCGUUGGCCGAGGCAGAGGGGGGUCACAGAACCGGCAAGACCCAGCACAGGCUCAGGCUGAGCCGCAGCUCACCGCGCGAGCCCUCGGGGAGCCACCGCAGGGAGUCGGACUUCAGCUCGGGGCCACAGCAGCUGGUUCUGUACGGCAGCAACGAGUUCAUGGUGUGAAGCUGAGGAGGGAAGGAACGCCGGCCGCCUCCGCCUGCUCGAGCUCAGGAGGGUGGUGCGAGAACAGGAGGAGGGAGAGUCUGGGGUUGGACGAGGCUGGUCACGGGGCAAGGUUCAUGCCCAGUGUCGCCUGCUGCCUCCCCCUCAGUGCCCAACCCCCUCUUCCCCUGGUCCAGUCAAAGCAGAAAGCUGUGGGAAUAAAAGAAGAGAAGACUGGAAAUAUUACGCAGAGGGACAAAACAAGAGUUGAAGGAGGAAGACUGAUGACUAAAGCAGAAAGAGUGAAGUGAAAAAUUUGUUGACUCUCUAAACUCAGUGCUGUUUGACCCCUGCUGGAGCACCAGGGGUCAGUUAGAGGAGAGAGAAGAUGAAGAAGAAGAAGGAGAAGGAGAAGAGGAGGAGGAAGGGAAGGACAGGUGGUGCGACACAGAUAAAACCCACACCUGCAAAGCCAAAUCUAAUAGUGCCCUGUCUUUAUUUUUUAGCAUGUGGGCAGGUGGUAGAAGCCACCCAGAAGAAAUGUAGCCAUACUGACUGAACUGGCGGACAUUUUUGUCUGUAACCAGCGCCAAGCUAAGUCUGCUUUUCACGUUUACACAGGACACACCAGCCAAGAGGCUGCAUGCUUCUCCAUCACACUUUUUCCUACGUCAGUUUGAAGAAACUGUACAGAAAUAUGUCACAGCUGUAUGUUACAUAUUAUUAUUAUUAUUAUUAUUAUUAUUAUUAUUAUUAUUAUGUUACAGAGGAAAAAAGUGUACAGUGCUGCUCCUGGGUCGUUCAUUGUUGAUUAGUCUCUAUUUCCUGUUCUUUGUUUUGCAAAGUGAAGUGUCUGGAAUUGAGGUUCCACUUUUAUUUCUGUGCUGGUUUCGUUCAGUUUCCUGUCAUUUGACUUUUUCUCUUUUCCUGUUUCACAAUGAACAGAGCCAGUUUUGGGUGUCCUCAGGUUAUACUCUUGGGAAAUAAUAGAAGGAAAAGCUGUCGAUCUGUGCUAUGUGUUGGGUGUCACGCGUACUUGACCUGAUGCGUCAAAAUGCCAGUCAGCCAUAAGUGUUUUGUAUCUGCCUUUCCCCUGCAAGCUUUCUGUUUUUCCUUCUUGUUUUGUUCAGAAACAUCAGUGUUACUUUGUCAGGACUUGAAUUUUUUAAUAUAUAUAUUAUUGCUGUAUUAUAGGUGUUGUUAUUGAUAUCAAAGAUGUCAUGUUUUUGUUGUCAAUAUUGUUUCAUGGUUUAUUUUUGUUCAGAUGAAAGCCAUUUUUUCUUUCCAGUCUAAAAUAUGUGUGUGUGCAUGUCUGAAUGAAUGAGUGAAUAAUUCCUGCCACUGUAUCAGAUCCCACUUUGUGCAUGUGUAGUUGUCUCUACACGCACAUACACCAGUGUUUCCCCCCUGAAAUAUUAUUCUUAUAAGUGUGUGAAAUCUUUGACACUAAAACUAAUUGAGACUGACGAAAUAUUUCAUUCGUCUGAGUUUCAUUGCACCUGUGGGGAAACUCAUGCACUCACUGACUCACUCAAACCGUCCACGUUGUCCUCUGAGCCAUCCAAAAUACUCUCUUCUUCUUCUCUUUUAACAAACACGACAGUUGCUCUUCCAUCCUCUUCUCUCCCGACUCUGGCUGUGAAAAGUAGCAUUUAAUCUGCCUUUAACCAGACAAAAACAAGUAGCACCUAACUCAGACCGUCCUCGUGUUUCUGCAUAAUCUUACUCUCUCUUUCUGUCUCUGUCCACACAGUAUCAGUGUAAUAUUCUGUUUUAUGAGCCUACUCAGUAGCUUAACAGCAAUGAUGUCUCUGUACUAAAGCUGCAAUAUCUCUCCUUGCUUGCUGCGUCUGUGGUCAGAUACCUUUUGGGCGACUUUUUGCUCCAAUCUCACCAACACAAUCAGUGUUAAUCAACUUUUUUUCCUUGAAGCUGGAAGUCUCAGUGAAGACUGUGCUGAUCUCAGUUUUAAUGCAGGUGUGGAGACUUGCAAUGUGUUGUCUUUUUAUAACAUUAACUGUAGACCUGUUUAGAAGAAGAAAAAAAAAACAGUAGUUCAGAGGUGAGCUGAAAGGACAAAACUGAUUCCUGGUCAAAUAUCUUUAAGCUGGUAUUUGUACAUGUUCAGGCUGUCGAUAUGGCAUUCUGCAAAAAAAACAAAAAACAAAACAAAAAACAAAAAAGAAAAAAAAAGAAAAAGUGAAUGUACCUGUCACUGGAAGGCAUGCUCUGCUUUCUCUGGUUGUUUUUGUUCCUCUUUUAUACACAGUGUAUGUACUAUUUAUGAUCAUGCUUUUGGGGUGUACAUUGGUUUAAAAGAAUCUGUUAUAAAAGGUGUUAUAAAAGGAUAUAUUAUCCUGUGUACGGUUCAUUAUCUACUAUUAAUCAUGGCAACAUUUUAACAGGCUACACUCGGUCUGUCAUGUUUGUGCUACGAAGCGGAAAAAAAAGAAAAGCGUUGUGUCUCUUUGUCUGCGCCACUCUGGACACGGUUAUGUAUAAGGUGCAAUUUGUGUUAUAUUUCUUUUUUUUAAUGAUACAAACAUGUCUAUGGUUGUAAGAAAAAAAGACUUUAUGGGGGAAAAUUCAUCUGCUUAUUAAAAAAGCAAAACUGCA